AGUGGUCACUUUCCUUGCGACUGCCGGUGACGUGAUACUAUCAAAGGGCGUGGAGCUGAACUUUGUCCAGUAAAGAUGGAAUCACGAAAAGUAUUCGUACUGUUUAUCAUUAUUUUUAGCCUUCACCUUACCAAUGCUAAUGGAAAGUUCAAAAAGUAUAAUAAGAUGUUUAAAAAGUUUGAGGCCAAAUCUGCUAAAAGCAGUCAACCCAACAUUCUUUUUAUCCUGUCAGAUGAUCAUGGUUACAGAGACGUCGGCUAUCAUGGAUCUUUGUUCGAUACUCCAGUACUUGAUGAAAUGGCCGCUAAAGGGGUCAAGUUGGAGAAUUACUACGUUCAACCAAUCUGCUCACCAACUAGAUCCCAGCUACUGACCGGUCGAUACCAGAUACAUACAGGACUGCAACAUGCUGUUCUUCAACCAACGGCACCAGCUUGCCUACCCACUGAUGAGAUCACAUUAGCUCAGAAGAUGAAAGAAGCUGGUUACGCAACACAUAUGAUUGGUAAAUGGCAUAUGGGAUUUUAUGAAGAGGCGUGUCUUCCCAACAACAGAGGAUUCGAUACCUACUUAGGUCUACUACUGGGUGGAGGCUAUCAUUUUACCCAUUCUUUCCCGACACCUCAGUACUACGACUUCCAUAAGGACUGCUCAGCUGCAAAGGAGUAUAAUGGCACUUACUCUACUUACGCAAUGACUGAUAGAGCAAUCGACAUCAUAAACAACCAAGAUGGAGACAAACCUUUCUUCAUGUACUUGGCCUACCAAGCACCUCACGCUCCUCUUGAAGUACCUGAGCAAUACAAGGACCCCUACCGUAGUACAUUCAAAGACGAUGACAACAGACUUACCUACGCUGGUAUGGUAUCAUGUCUGGAUGAGGGUGUUGGGAAUGUGACAGCUGCAUUGAAAGCCAAGGGAUUAUAUGACAACACUGUCAUAAUCUUCUCUAGUGAUAAUGGUGGUAGUAUACAAGACGGUGGUAACAAUUGGCCAUUGCGUGGAUGUAAGUUGUCCAUGUUCGAGGGUGGUAUGCGAGCUAUCGGAUUCGUUCAUAGUCCUCUCCUUUCUGACAAUGUCAAGGGAACUGUGAGCAAUGAGCUGUAUCACGUAAGUGAUUGGUUUCCGACAUUCGUCGAAGGUAUCGCUGGAUGGAACACAGACGGAACUAAACCACUAGAUGGCUUCAACCAAUGGGAAUCUAUAAGGGACGGAACUCCUUCUUCCCGAAUUGAGCUCUUGCACAACAUUGACCCUUUAUGGGUUGUACCUGGCGGCCGAGAUUGUGUUCGUGAAUUGAGUCCUUUCAACAUUAGCAUUAAUGCUGCGUUAAGGCAUGGGGACUGGAAAAUUGUCACUGGUGACAAUGGGAAAACAGGAUGGUAUGCACCCCCUGAUACUGGCAUCUGUACGAUCAGUGGACCAACAACUGAUCAAAUCACCUGGUUAUUCAAUAUUAAGGAGGAUCCACUAGAAAAGAAUGACCUCUCUGAUGAGCGCCCUGAUAUUCUCUUUUUCUUGUUAGAGAAACUUCAAAAAUACUAUCUUGAUUCAGUACCUGUAUUUUAUCCAGAUACUCAGGUGGCACAAGCUGACCCUUGUACGAACGGAAAUGAUUGUGUCUGGGGACCAUGGACUCCAAUCUAAGCACGCAAUACUUACAUAAAAUUGAUCGUUUUGAACGCAAUGUUUGUGCGAUUAAUUAACACAUUCUAUUUUACAAAAUGCUUUUCAUUGUUACUUUUGGUGAAGGUUAGUUUUGUUGAUGAUGUAGUAGUCCGUAUUUGAUUUUUUUUAGUUAAUUGUACUUUUAGGAUAGGCUUUGAGUUACAGACGCACUUUUGCUAUUCAGAGUAUGCCGCUGUUUUAAAAGCCUAGUCCAAAAGAGAUUAUUAACAUGCAUGUCAUUAUUAUCAUCAUUGUACAUUAGACAAUUAAAGUGACUGUUGUCAUUACGCAAAAAGUUCAAUUAUCUUUAAUUUUUACUGGUAGAUGAAAUAUAAACUAAAACUAAAAUAUUGAAUAAUACAUUUGCAUGUGAAAUCAAUUAUUAAUAGAUUUGACGAUCGUGUGCGGCGUACACCAAGGCAGAUUAGCCUACGUUACAGUAGUAAUGCAUCAGUAUGAUUAAGACUGAAAGAGAUAAUUGAAGUAAGAUCUUAUAUUCUAGUAUAUUUUUUGGUAAGAUAAAUAUGACACCAUGAAGGAGUCGAAACGUCGAUCUUUUCUUUUUAGCGUUAUUUUUAUGUUAAAUAAGAUAAAUAUGCUUCAUUAAAUGAUUAGUAUACAUAAAUCAAUAAAUAAGUCAUAAAAUGAUUAAUAUACACAAUAAAUGUCAUAAAGACGAGUUUAACAAUGUAUCAAAAUGAAUCAAAGUAUAAAAUAUGUUACAUAGAAUACAAUUACAAAGGCAUACAGUAUAUAAUCUAAAUUCAGAUUUUGAAUACUGAAGGAAAUAUCAUGAUGGUGGUGUUGGACUUACAAUGAUGAUUGCAACCACUACCCGCUACCAUGUCUAUUUCUAUAUAUUAUGUAUAAAAACAGUAUAAUCAGGGAAGACUAGA
Molecule: messenger RNA, 2564 nt
Organism: Anneissia japonica
Lineage: Eukaryota; Metazoa; Echinodermata; Crinoidea; Comatulida; Comatulidae
Product: arylsulfatase J-like
Exons: 7
Coding region: 76-1647 (523 amino acids)
Source: RefSeq, a predicted model, not a curated record